Messenger RNA from Aedes aegypti (yellow fever mosquito), 729 nucleotides. Its product is annotated as adult cuticle protein 1. The transcript is spliced from 2 exons. NCBI's taxonomy places the organism in Eukaryota, Metazoa, Arthropoda, Insecta, Diptera, Culicidae. The coding region runs from base 130 to 486 and encodes 118 amino acids. The record is from RefSeq and is a predicted model, not a curated record.
UUUAUGGAUAUCCUGGAAGAUCGGGAACCUAUUAUAAAUAUACAAGAUGGUUAUUUCUAGAUUCAGUACAGAUUCAGACGCUUCCAGCACCACAUCUUUGAAACUUUUCGAUUAUCAUAGAAAGCAAUCAUGAAGUGCAUCGCAGCUGUAGUCAUGAUGGUUCUGGUGACCGCCGAGGCAUCCUGGGCUCCAUUGGCGUACUCCUAUCCCCAAGCUGCCUUGGUUCAGGAUAACUCCUUCGUGCGUUAUGUGGCUGCUCCUUGGGACUAUGCUGCGGUUCCAUCAGCAGUUCCAUACGCCGCCUACAAUUACAACUACCAUCCAACGGCUUACGUCCAGGCGCCAGUUGCUCCAGUGGCCGUCGUUGCCCAGAAGGAAGCUCGUUAUCUGGCCGUUAACCGAGGAGCUGUCCAUGAUGCUCCCCUUACAGGACAUUCGGUUUCGCAGCAGUCUCUGAAUCUGGCAUCUGCUCCUGGUACGCUAUAAGUGUUGGAAGUUUUAAGGAGAAUGUAGUACGGGUGUAAAUAAAUUGAAUAUAUGUAAAAGCUAGUUUUUAUAUGAGCGGUUAAUAGCAUCAAUAAUACACUAAGAUUUUUUUACAUGAGGGAUAUGUGCAGUGUAAAAACAUAUCGGUGCAAUAAAAAACGUGUGAAAUUCGGAAUCUGUGUACAGGUAAACCGUGUAAAUUCCGAAAUCCGUGCCAAAAAUAUACCGUGUAAAUUUCAAAAA